Messenger RNA from Acipenser ruthenus (sterlet), 3911 nucleotides. Its product is annotated as sentrin-specific protease 1. Gene Ontology annotation, biological process: protein desumoylation. The transcript is spliced from 19 exons. The record is from RefSeq and is a predicted model, not a curated record. NCBI's taxonomy places the organism in Eukaryota, Metazoa, Chordata, Actinopteri, Acipenseriformes, Acipenseridae. Gene Ontology annotation, cellular component: nucleus. The coding region runs from base 441 to 2624 and encodes 727 amino acids. Gene Ontology annotation, molecular function: deSUMOylase activity.
ACCCUCCGUUUCCUCGACACAGCGACUGAGCCAGGCCCGGCCAAUCCCCGAGGAGCGCACUGCCGCUCGGUCGUUUUCUUGGGCAGCUUGUCCAAUGGAGGCCCCGGUUGCUCGGGGAUGGGGCCUCGGCCAUGUUGUUGUUGUGUGUUUGAAUGAGGAAGGAGCGGGAGCGAGAGAGCGAGAGAGACCGAGGCUUUUUCUGUUAAAACCAGGGUUUAGAGUUUUUUUCCCCCCGUCUGCAGCCCUUCCCUGAGAGGCUGGGGAGGAGAGAGGGCGAGGGGUUUUAUUUUUUAAAUGUUUUAUUUGUUUUGACAUUUAACAGGACGGUGCGGUCGGUUUUCAACUCCCCGGUUGAGGGACCGGAAAGCAGCGCGUUUUCGAGGUGCAGCUGGAGAGAGUUGUUUCGACUUCACUUUUUCUUUUGUAACAAAAAACAAAACAUGUUUAAUAAACUGUACGAGUGGUUGGGGAUCGCUGGUACCCCCCGGAACGGAGCGGGCGAUGGAGCAGCAACGCCGAGCCCGCACGCCCGGUGCUCAGCGAGGAAAAGACCGUGGAGCAGGGUCGGUGAAGCUGCCGACGCGGAGCCGGAGGACAGAGAAGUUAAGAAGUUCAGAAUGGGUGAGCUGUUGGGUUCUGUGAAAGACGCGGCAGACGGGAUGAGAAGCCAGGGCAGCAACGCGGUGUCCUGGGUGCGAAAUAACCUGAGCCCGGCUCUGAGCUCCGUGCUCCUAAGAGCCUCUCAGGGGACGCACAGCGACCGAGCCCGCCCUCUACCCCCGACCCCGACCCGGACCCAGACCCGCUACCUGCCGGAACAGAGCGAGUUUUUGAGGAGGACUCCCGGGCCCAUCAGCGAAACUUUCCCCCCUCCUCCCGGGAACUGCGACUGGAACGCUUCCUCCAAAACCGAGUUCUCUCAUGGUUCAGGUGAUUGUGAGGGACGCUCUGUUCCCGCGGCUGCGGUUUUUGAAAGCUGCAAAUCGAACGGACACUCUCACAGCGCGGGCCCCGCCCCGCUCCCCCGUGCCGCGGCCAGACCAGCGCAGCCCCUCCUGGGAAGAAGCCUGCGUCUCGGAGCGCGCAGAACCCACGGCAGCAGUGGUGUCAGCGGUGUGCCGUGCAGCCCCCAGCCCUGCAGCUCCAUGUAUGACGAGAGCGUCCCCGUCCGAGUGCUGGCCAGCCCGUCCCUGAGCAGCUCCUCCCUGCACAGCAGCCCCCAGAGCACCCGGAGAGGGGCGAGGAGACAGGGGCGGGGCGCUGCGGAGGAGUCUGUGCGCAGGGAGGAGAAGGAGGUGUACAGGCAGCUUCUGGAGAUGGUGUCUGGAAGCAAGCCCCGAGGAUCCCCCUCGUACACGGGCCGACACUCCCACAGAGACCUGUCCAGUUUCCUGAGCAGCAGAAGCUGCUUGAUCCGGACAGCGCCCCCUAGCUGGCUGGAGGAGGAGGACGGAGAGGAGCGGCUGGGCGGGACCUGCAGCGACUCUCCCAUUCCCAGUAGCCAGGUCUCCAGCGCACUGCCCAGUCCGCUGGCCGGGAGCAGUCCCCUGUCCAACCACGGGUUUGAGGGGGACGCUGUCUCUCUGUCAGUCCCCUCGCUCCUCAUUCAGGAUGACACACAGUCCUCGGCCCCUGACUCGGAUUCUGUGAUUUUCGUGAAGGAGCAACAUGCUAAAGAAACAGAGCCCACGAGUGCCCCAUACUUCCAUGCAGAGCUGUGGAUUAAAGAGCUGACCAGUCUGUAUGAUUCCCGCGCUCGUGGGAGACGGAGGCUGAUUGAGGAGCAGGAGGGGAUCACCCUGCAGCUGCAGAAACAGCGCCUGGUCGAGGAGGGCCGACAGAGUCAGGGGUCCGUUGAGCUCAGACUCCGCGUUCCCCUGGAGAAGGAGGUUCCCGUGGUAACCGUCAUCAAGGAGCUCAAGCCUGAGCCAAUCAGAGAAGAGGAGUUCCCGCCGUUGACUCAGGCGAUGGAGGAGGAGGUGCGGAGCGCGCUGAAGGGUGGUCACCAGGACGAGGUGCUGAGCGAGGGGUUCCGCUUGACCAUCACGCGAAAGGAUCUGCAGACACUGAGCCACCUCAACUGGCUCAACGACGAGGUGAUUAAUUUCUACAUGAACCUGCUGGCAGAGCGCAGCAAGCGGCCCGGCCUGCCCCGAGUGCACGCCUUCAACACCUUCUUCUACCCCAAAGUGCGCAGCGCCGGAUUCAGCGCCGUGCGACGCUGGACCAAGAAGGUGGACGUGUUCUCCAUGGACAUCCUGCUGGUCCCCGUCCACCUGGGCGUGCACUGGUGUCUCGCGGUUGUGGAUCUGCGGAAGAAAUCCAUCUGUUAUUUCGACUCUAUGGGAGGGACCAAUGACGAGGCCUGCAGGAUACUGCUGCAGUACCUGAAGCAGGAGAGCCAGGACAAGAGGAACACGUCCCUGGACCUGGGUGGCUGGCAGCUGCAGUGCAGGAGACGAAACGAAAUCCCUCAGCAGAUGAACGGAAGCGACUGUGGAAUGUUCACCUGUAAAUACGCCGAUUACAUCACCAAAGACAAGCCAAUCACAUUCACACAGAAACACAUGCCCUAUUUCCGACGGAGAAUGGUUUGGGAGAUUUUGAACAAGAAACUUUUGUGAGCCAGGGCAGCGAGCAGGGGCCAUGGAGAGAGACAGAGAGAGAGUCUCCUGGAGGUCUGAGGAGACCACUGGCACUUCAGACGGACAGACAGACAGAGAGACAUGACUGUACUGGACCAGCAAGCAGCCCCUCUCAGUACAGACACUAAUCUCGCUGCCACAGACGAGCAGCCCUUGAACCCAGCCAGUGUGUGUGUGGGCUGGACGCUUCCAUCCCCUCUAUUAACAAACGAGACACCAGCACGAUAUCACAAUGCACAUUUGUAUUUAUAGAUAAAGAUAUAUUUUUUUGUGUUUGUUUCAAAAUACCCUUAAGAAAACAGUUGCAGGGGUUCAUUGUGUUCUGUAUUUCUACCCCGGCUUCCGUGCUGUAAGGAGUCAGGCACUAGAGGUAUCUUAAAAAAAAAAAAAAAGAACUCUUCAAUUUGUCAACCUGGAUUUCAGAAUUUCAAACACGCAUGCAUCUAACUUAGGUAGCCUUGUUUUUGGAACAAAAAUUGUCAUUUAUGUCAAAGACUUUUUUGUAUUUCGGUCUGAACCUGCACUAAUGUGUAAUAAUAAUAAUAGUUAUUUUUAUUACUAUUUCUUAAUAUUUUGCAUGGUAGCCCCGAUCAAUGCGUCAGUACAUCAUUCACCGUGAAAUGACUCCUCUGUGAGUGUGCGGUUCUGUGUGCUGUUUGUUUGUCAAAGAAACAAGCAGAGGGGUCGCAGUUGCACCUUUUGAACAGCAGGGGGUGCCAGAGCUGCUCGUAAUGGAGCUCUGAUGCUGUUUAACUCUUUAAGGUACAAGGGACACGUGUGUCCCACUCAAAUCAAAACGGUGCUAGCGUUCUUGUCUUUGCAAUGAGGUUUCGCACGGAAAAGACUGGGUUUAAAAUGUACUGACGGGUCGCAUCCGGUCGUCCGAAUGGCCAGUUUGCUCCUCGUGAUGCGUAUAUCUGGCGGGCUGAGGCAGAAUCGUGGUGCGGGGGUGGGGGAUCAGAAUUGAAUGGACCCCAACCAACUAGCAAACAAGGCUGCAUGCUGAGGGACAUUCUGUAAAGCAGGGCUUCCCAACCCCGCUCCUUAAAAAAAAAAAAAAAAAAGUUAUCGCCAACUUGAAAUCCGCAACUGUUUAUGAGCUGAAAACAAGUUAAGAGUUCUAAUUAUGCAAAUUUAUCAGUUCAAUUCAGGGUCUAGUUGAGUAAUUGAGAGUUCAGUUGGAAUGAAAACCAGCAGACACAGGGGGUCCCCACGGCCGGGGUUGGGAAACACUGAUAUAAAGGAUUAUUAUUAUUAUUAUUAUUA